Neoarthrinium moseri is the source of this 1182-nucleotide messenger RNA. RefSeq lists its product as uncharacterized. Gene Ontology annotation, molecular function: oxidoreductase activity. The coding region runs from base 1 to 1182 and encodes 393 amino acids. The transcript is spliced from 5 exons. NCBI's taxonomy places the organism in Eukaryota, Fungi, Ascomycota, Sordariomycetes, Amphisphaeriales, Apiosporaceae. The record is from RefSeq and is a predicted model, not a curated record.
AUGAAGUCCCUACCCCAGAAGAUUGUUAUCUUGGCUGCACUGGUGUCGGCAGCUUUGGCAUACUCCUCUGAAUAUUUCAGUGCGUCGGCCUGUACGAAAGUUCGCCAACGAGUUCCAUGGACUUCCCUUACGAAGGAGGAAAAGAAGUCAUAUAUCCAAGCCGAUCUAUGUCUGAUGAAAGCCCCCUCCAAACUAGGUAUUCCUGGAGCUGUUACUAGAUGGGAUGAUAUUCAGUGGCCGCAUGUUGUUCAAACGGCUUCUGUCCACUUCGUUGGUGCAUUCCUGCCUUUCCACAGGUAUUACAUGACUGCGCAUGAGCGACUUAUCCGAGACGAAUGCGGUUAUACAGGCCGUUACCCUUACUGGGACGAACCUGCAGAUAUCGGCAAACUUGCUCAAUCUGAACUCUGGAGCGAUGAAUACUUCGGCGGCGACGGCACAGGGCCCGGUGGUUGCAUUGAGACUGGUCCCUUUGCCAACUUGACUCUUCGUUGGACACAAGACAAGCGAUCCGUUCCGCACUGCCUGGUUCGCAGAUUCAACGAACUAGCCCUCACUCUGGCUAGCAAUGCAAGUCGAGAGAGAUGCAAUGCCUUAGACAAUUUUGUCGAUGCCUGGAAUUGCCUGGAGGCCGGACCACAUGGCUCCGGUCAUGGCGCUGUGGGUGGUUUGAUGAGCGAUCCUACACUGAGCCCAGGCGAUCCUAUCUUCUACCUACACCACUCGUGGCUCGAUAAACUAUGGUGGGAGUGGCAGAAGGGAAAUAGCUCUAAGCGUCUCAGUGAUGUAGGCGGCCUCAAUACUCCUAGCUUUGGGAGUUUUCCCGGCGGCCCAUCAUCUGGGUUCCCCAAUGGAACAUUCCCAGGAUUCCCCGGUAAUGGUUCCUUCCCUGGAUUUCCUGGCAACGGUUCAUUCCCUGGCUUUCCUGGAAAUGGUUCAUUCCCAGGAUUGCCAGGCAAUGGUUCAUUCCCAGGUUUUCCUGGUAACGGCUCGUUUCCGGGGAUUCCUGGGUUUGGACUGGGCGGCGGCGGGCCUGAGUUCAGUGAGUAUUUUGGGGAUAACGGCAACUGGACGACUUUAAAUCACAGACUUUAUAUGGCCGAGAUAUUCCCGAAUAUCACCAUAGGCGAUGUUAUGAACGUGAAUGGGGAUGUGGUAUGCUCUGAGUAUCUAAAUGCCUAG